Messenger RNA from Hyposmocoma kahamanoa, 428 nucleotides. RefSeq lists its product as uncharacterized. The annotation marks the transcript as partial. The transcript is spliced from 4 exons. Lineage: Eukaryota; Metazoa; Arthropoda; Insecta; Lepidoptera; Cosmopterigidae. The record is from RefSeq and is a predicted model, not a curated record.
GCGCAACGACACCUCUUCCGUUAUCUCCAAUGAUCGUGUCUCUGUUGGCGAUAGCAGCGCUGCUGUGCACAGGAGUGUGUGGCGUCAUCACUGCAUUGUAUCGGCGACACGUUGCGAGGCAACAAUGCGACAAACAUCCGCCGUCUUCCGCUCUUUAUCUAGAGCGGACUGCGGAUUCCCUGUCGAAGCAAGAUAGCAGCAACACGUACUGUGAAUCUCCAAAACUGGACUACACCCAGUACGAAAUGAAGGUUGAGGGGACCACGGAAAUUGAGUCAGAUCCUGAUAUAAUACCUUGUCAUUACGAAAAGCGGCCACUUGAGUUCACGAGCAUUUCCACACCAGUACCCGACUCUGGCGUGGGAGAGGUUCACAGGAUGUACACCGGGCAUUGUAUGCCGCCUAGCGUUAUAAGGAAGCAGUACUAG